This is a messenger RNA of Entelurus aequoreus (snake pipefish), 1277 nucleotides long. Its product is annotated as aurora kinase A- and ninein-interacting protein-like. Lineage: Eukaryota; Metazoa; Chordata; Actinopteri; Syngnathiformes; Syngnathidae. Gene Ontology annotation, biological process: spindle organization. The transcript is spliced from 3 exons. Gene Ontology annotation, cellular component: centrosome; spindle pole. The record is from RefSeq and is a predicted model, not a curated record. The coding region runs from base 385 to 1134 and encodes 249 amino acids.
GUGCCCGACGGGCCUGACAGAAAAUAUAUUUUUAAUUUCUCGGGCAAUAUUCCCAGGUGCGUGAAAUUAAGUUGGCGCAUGAAUGCAAAUAUAUUUUUUUACUAAGGAGUCCGCAUUUGUAUUUUAGUGAAGCUUUAUUUUCAAACAGGCGUACGCCAUAGACAGCUUAGCGUCGAGGCGCCAGACUCAAAACAGGAAAACAAAACGCAGCCAUUCAUUUCCUACCGCUUGUCCGUUUCGAACAAGCUAACUAGUUUUUGUUACAAAGUAUAGUUUAUUUUAAGCAGGCUUUAAAGGAAGUAAGCAAAUAUCUUCCUGCAGUUUUACGGGCUUAUUGCGUCCCCGUGUUUAGUUUUUUUUAAGAAGUUUCAGACUAUAGUUUGCAUGAUGAAGAAGGUGAGCAAAGCCAGGCAGUCCACGCGUGGGUCAGAGGAGUGUGGAGUCUGGCUGGACACCGUGCAGAUGAAAGGGAAAGCCCAGCAGAAAAGAGAAAGAGUUCGCCCCAUUUCCAGGCUGCUAAACCCCCUCAUGAAGGACAACUACAGUCUGGCUGUGGCUCUCAACUUCACUCAGACCAAGGCACACAUGCCAGAGACCAAGCAGAGCUCCAUAGUCUCCUUCUUCUCGCCUCUGCACCCAACUGCGAAGAGCGGCCAGCAGCCUGCAGAGUCCAGCACUACGGGCAAGAGGAGCGAGGAGCAGAGCGCUGCAGCAGAACCUGCUCCUGAGGACCAAGGCAGCUUGGUGCGUGGUCAGGAGGAGGCGGAGCCAGCAGAAGACAACUUCCUGGGGGUGGACAAGGUCAAAGAUCACGAGGACAAAGAAAACAGCCCUUUAGCGUGGUCUUCCUCUCCAAGUGGCCCAGGGUCUCGUCCCAGACCCCCGUGGAGGGCGAGGUCACCUCUGAAGGAGAACAUCCUGUCCGUGAGCAGGACUCCAGUGAGGAGGUGUCAGCAUGGCGAGGAGGAGGAGGAGGAUCUGGCCAUGUUGUUCACGCAGGACUCGCAAGGCUUUCGGGUGAUCGCACACCGAGGUGUGCAGGAUCCUAGUCCGCUUGAAGAUGGCUGCAGGUCUUCCUUUGAAGACUUUCUCUUCACGCAGGACUCUCAGGGGAACAUGGUGAUGAAACACUGAGUCUCCUUUUAUUCCUCUAAACUAUUCUUGUCCUGCAUCUUCAAUAAAGCUUGGGAAAAUACAUCUGCCUCUACUUUGUUACUAGCCAGGAUCAUGUUGUACAUCACCAUGUUCCACAUGACACUGGAGGAACACACGAGGAA